ACUUGAAACCAAAUAAUUUAUUCUAAGUUCUAACCUUGAACUUCCUUUAAAACGGUAGUCGUGUAACGUGAAACGUCAGACGUGUACAGUGUAUAGCUUCAGUGAGGAUAUUUAAAACCACGAUUUAAUUAGGUAUAGUAAAAUUACUAAUUUUGAUAGUGUUAUUUGAGUUCUACAUAGUGUGCUGAUACGGUUUUUAUCUAAGUUUCUGAGAUAAUAAUUUUAGAAAAAUGCCACCAACGGCUGCAGAAGUUAAACCAGUGCCUCAAGAAGAUCCUAUUGGUAUAAGAGCAGUACUUCUUGGUCCACCAGGAUCAGGGAAAGGUACUCAGGCACCGCGGCUCAAAGAAAAGUAUUGUGUAUGUCACUUAUCAACAGGUGAUAUGUUACGAGCUGAAGUGGCGUCGGGCUCUGAGUUAGGGCGCCGGCUGAAGAAAGUCAUGGAUGAAGGGAAGCUAGUCUCUGAUGAAAUGGUGGUUGAUAUGAUUGACAAAAACUUGGACCAGCCCGAAUGUAAAAAUGGUUUCUUGCUAGAUGGAUUUCCUAGAACCGUUCCACAGGCUGAAAAAUUGGAUGACUUACUAGCAAAGAGAAAAACUGCAUUAGAUUCAGUUGUUGAAUUUAGUAUUGAAGAUAGCUUGUUGGUAAGAAGGAUAACCGGAAGAUUGAUUCAUGCUAAAAGUGGACGCAGUUACCAUGAAGAAUUCCAUCCUCCCAAGAAAACCAUGACUGAUGAUGUGACAGGAGAACCACUGCUUCGUAGAUCCGAUGACAAUGUAGAUGCUCUCAAGAAACGUUUAGCGACAUAUCAUCAACAAACCGUUCCUUUAGUUGACUAUUACAUGAGGAAGGGUCUGCAUUACAGAGUAGAUGCAUCAAAGGCGGCAGAUGAUGUUUUCAGUAAAAUUGACAGCAUUUUCAAAAGCUGUAUUUACAGCAGAGACCGAGUGUCUAUUUAAGUGUUAAGUAAAAAUGUACAAAUACUAUUUUGUAAUGUGAUUUGGUUUAUGUAUCUUUUACAUUUGCCAAUAUGUUCCAGGUCAUAGUGGUUUCUAUUUUAUAGACAAUUCUUUUUCAAAUAAAUGGAUUUUUAAAAGAAA
This is a messenger RNA of Leptidea sinapis, 1100 nucleotides long. It is a transcript of the gene Ak2, whose product is annotated as adenylate kinase. NCBI's taxonomy places the organism in Eukaryota, Metazoa, Arthropoda, Insecta, Lepidoptera, Pieridae. Gene Ontology annotation, cellular component: mitochondrion; cytoplasm. Gene Ontology annotation, molecular function: ATP binding; AMP kinase activity. The transcript is spliced from 3 exons. The coding region runs from base 231 to 959 and encodes 242 amino acids. The record is from RefSeq and is a predicted model, not a curated record. Gene Ontology annotation, biological process: ADP biosynthetic process.